GGCGUCGCACGCAUUUUCCAGUUCCCUUGUAAAAUCUUUUCAUCUUUUGCUUUAACUAGUCACUAAGCUUAUCAGUUUUCAGCUGUGUUAUCAAUAGUCAAUCCAACCGACCCGUUUAAUAUGUAACAAGCAGGAACAGCAGAACAAAACUCGCGUUGUGAUAAGCAAAAGUACAAGUCCGCUCCAAGAUGCGCGACCAGAUUAGGAUAACGACGCCACGAUCGAAACGGCACUCGGUCGGUGUUACGGUACAGGCGUCGGUCACCGUUCAUGCUCCGUGCGAUGCAAAAGUAACCUUCCAUCGAUCACCAGCGACGAAGACGACCGGCCAUAGCACCGUCCGCCAGGAGUCGGGCACCCCGGUGGCGGAAGCAGCUGCUGGUGCCAACAAAAGAAUGAGUCUGCACGAGAACCUCCUGAUGCGCAUUCUGUCCACUCCGAGCGAUCAGCCUUUGUACGACCGGGGCACACCCUCCGAGUCGCAGCGCACGACCGAUGACUCUUUCGACAGUUGCCUAUCCCGCGGUGGAACUCCGGUGCCCGAUCUGUUUGAUCACAGUCCCGACAAUCAGUUGCGCUGCAACACACCACCCGCUCUGGACGGAGGGGCGGGCCAUGGGCCAGUUAACCCGCAGAUGCAACGCCUGAUGCGCGACCUCAACAGCCCUUCGGCUACGGCUCGCAUGCGUGCACUGCGCGCCCUGAAGUCUCCGAGCAAGCUGAAAGGCUACGGGGCAUUCGAUGUACCACACGAAGAACAAGACAUCAUUACGGCGGAUGAGCGCGUUGAACCGGUCCAGCGCACGAUCCAGGAGGUGCUACGGAAUGUGUGCGUCUACGUUGAGGUACGUUCCGGUACGGACAAUCGUUCCGAUGGCAUCAAAGAGCACAUCGCCUCCCUGGGGGCACGUGUAAACGAACGGCUGCUGAAAGACACAACGCACGUGAUAUUCAAGGAUGGCCUACUGUCGACGUACCAGAAGGCGAAGAAAAUGAACAUACCCGUCGUCUCGAUACUGUGGAUCGAGGCCUGCAAGCGCCAUACAUGCCUGAUGAACCCGGACGACUUUAAGAUCUCCAAUCACGACCGCUACGACAAUCCGGACCUAUAUAAGCGCAUUAGGCGCCAAAAGUCGAUGCAACCGGGGGCAAAUGUAGCUGCGGGUACCAAGAAACGGACCGUAACGGCCGGGGCGAUCGCGAAGGCCAAUGCCGUGCUAUCACCCCCGACAAAGCUACCAACGCUGCAUCGCAUUCGCAAAGAUGAUCGUUUGGAAAGGAUUUUAAAUGAAUUUGAGGCCGAAAAUCAGUUCACCGGUAACGGUUCCAGCAGUGAACCAAUCGACGAGUACGACGAAAUGCUACAAGCGGCACCGAAGCGAAUGCUGGAACGUUUCCGCAAUACACCGACCACAUCCGAUAGUCCGGCCGUGGCCGCUACAAGGGCGACGAAUGCCGGAGAUGACGGGGAAAUAGAUUGCACUCCAACGGGAGUGAACGGAACGGAUCGAAGCGAAGACAUUACACUUUCGCGGCGAGUCCUGUUCUCUGCUGGUCGCGGCGCAUCGACGAAAAAGGAUAAACCACUGACACCGGCUUCGAAAGCGCGGCGUAAGACGAUCCUUUUCACUCCUCAGAUGGCCAAUGUCGAGGAAGAGGCGAGCAACACUCGCCAAGAAACGCAGGAAACGAACAAAACUCCCGCUCAACAACAGGGUACACGCAAUCGACGUAAGACCAUCGUGGCCACUGUCGGUGAUCGUAGCAGCAAUGCAGACGUGCAGACACCGGUGGUAGCUCCACCAGCUCGCACGAUUCGUACACGUCGUAGUUCGAUGCUGGCAAGCGUUGAGGCGGAUGUACAAACCUUAACCCUCGAGGAAUCGUCGGUGGCGAUUCCGAACGAACCGACGAUCAGACGAGACCGACGCAAGACGAUCGCUUUCGGGAAUGAUGAGAACACACCGCCACACGCCGCGGUUGCUGCGAUCGGUCUCAGUUCUAAGUCGCGCCCGAGCACCAAAUAUAACACCAUAUACUCACCAAAGGACAUGGACAUUUCGAGCGUUCCGAAAACUGCCGCCAUUUCGGCAGCAGUUUCCAGUUCCCUAGGGAAUGCUUUGGACCAUUAUCAAACGGAAUCCUCGUCGAUGAACGUAUCAGAGUCGGAGGAGGUCCGUAGAAUGUCAGAAAAUUCAAAGCCUACUAGUGAGAGCAUUCACAAUUCAACACGAAUGUCCAUAGCAACCACUAGUGGAUCUGUUCAGAGCCGCAGAAGAACACUCUUCACCCCUGGCGGUGCUAGUGAUACCUUUAUGGAGGCACUGGAAGUGAGUGAGACUCCCCCGUCGAACUCAACGUUACACACCAAGACGCGGCCCAGUUCGGCGUUCCUGCUGCACGGCAAUGGUAGCAGCAUCCUCCAUCACCCUAAACCGACCUCGAACUCGACUCCCAAAGAGCCGGCCCCGAAGACUUUGCUGGAAGAGUAUCAAUCUUCGCUACGGUUCAGCUCCUCGCGUGCCCCAGAGCGUCGCCGUCAGACCAUUUUUGACAUCACGAUGGACAUCGUCGAUCAGCGACUGUCCGAGAUUAAUCGACGUGCUGCCUUGACGGCACAGAGAAACUCUCCCGAGCAAUCGUCUUCUUCGUCCGGCCCAUUGGUCACUCCAGCCCAGGAUGCUGCUCUUCGUAGUCCUCCUCCAGUGCAGCAAACAGCCAUUAGUGAAUACUACCGGAAGGCAACUAAAUCGAUCGAAAAGAUUAACAAACCACGUGAACUGAUUACAAGCAGCAGCAGCAGCAGCAGCAGUAGCGGCAACAGUGCCAGCGAGGCAGAAAGUGUUCCGGGAGCGGAAGCACAACCACGCCGGCGUAAACUGUUUAAUGUGCAAACGCAGGAUAUGCUGUUCGGUACCAAGCCAGCAGCAGCGAAAGUGGCCACACCGAAAAGACGCUCCCUGGCACCGGUGCAGAUGGAUAGCAAGGCAUCGGUCGGUGUGGCCAGCGCAAAGAAGCGACGCACGACGAUGCUGUUCCAGUCACCGUUUGAAGCAGCGCAAACGGUUACCGCGAAGAAGCAGCCAUUUCAACCCGGCCGUGGACUACCCUCGGUGGUCGCUACACAAAACUCUGGGUCGGCCGGACCACGCCAGUAUCUGGCCACCACUAAUCUUCAUACCGAGCAGAGCACCUUUCUGAAGGAGGCCAUCGGUACGCUCGGUGGAGGGUUCAUCCUGGAGGCAGAUGUGACCGCCAAUACGACACACCUUGUGACACUGGAAUCGCGCCGCACCAUUAACCUACUGCGUGCCCUAAUCCGGGGUCUGUGGAUCGUACGGUACGAUUGGAUCGUGGCAUCGGUAACCGCCGGCCAUUGGCUCCCGGAGGAGCAGUUUGAAUUGCGUGACUUUUCGCCCGCAAUACAGGCCAAUCGGAGCGAACGGCAGGCAUUCGGUAAGCAUUAUCGCAGUGACCUGUUUGCCGAUUAUGGCCCCAUCUGGAUCUCGCCCCGCUGCAACGUCCCUCCGGGCCAGCUACGGGAGCUGCUGGUCCUCUGCCACGCCAAAGUGACGGGAAACCGUGGAGAGGCGCGGUAUCUGAUCGUCGAAAAGGACAGUGCCAAAGAUUAUCGAGUAAAUGGGCAGCAGAUUUGUGUGGACGCCCUAUGGAUUCUCGAUAGCAUUACUAUUAACAAGGUAAAGAAGCUAUCACUAAAGUAUCGCAUAGAGCGGUAG
This is a messenger RNA of Anopheles aquasalis, 3737 nucleotides long. It is a transcript of the gene MCPH1, whose product is annotated as Microcephalin. NCBI's taxonomy places the organism in Eukaryota, Metazoa, Arthropoda, Insecta, Diptera, Culicidae. The record is from RefSeq and is a predicted model, not a curated record. Gene Ontology annotation, biological process: mitotic cell cycle.